This is a messenger RNA of Helianthus annuus (common sunflower), 1590 nucleotides long. Its product is annotated as glycerophosphodiester phosphodiesterase GDPD2. Gene Ontology annotation, biological process: glycerophospholipid catabolic process. Gene Ontology annotation, molecular function: phosphoric diester hydrolase activity. The transcript has 7 exons. The record is from RefSeq and is a predicted model, not a curated record. Bases 198 to 1316 code for a protein of 372 amino acids. NCBI's taxonomy places the organism in Eukaryota, Viridiplantae, Streptophyta, Magnoliopsida, Asterales, Asteraceae.
CAUGAGCACUUGAAUCUCAGAGUAAUAGAGAACGAACGAACGAAUAUUCCGAGAGGAGAUCCCACCGCCCUGUCACUGUCAGGUGACGGUGACGGGUGACACACAUUAGAAACAGAACUCCAUUGCUUAAAUACCCGGCCUUUUCAUUUCAAACACUUUAUUUCCCCUUAAUUCUCCUCAUACAAUAUACAAUAAUAAUGGCUGCUGUCAAGGCUGCGAUUCAUAUCUCCGAUGUUUCUCAUUUGGAUCAGGUCAACGAUGCCACCGCGGCAUCAUUGUCUCUCUACGCCACUCGCCUUCCCACCGGAUUGGAUGGUGGUCACAAUGGGCGGAAAAUUAUACCUAAAUUCAUGGUGGUGGGUCACCGUGGUCAUGGUAUGAACAUCUUGCAGUCAACGGAUAAGAGACUCAAAGCUUACAAAGAGAAUUCCAUUCUUUCAUUCAACCACGCUGCUAAUUAUCCACUCGAUUUCAUUGAAUUCGACGUUCAGGUGACAAAAGAUGACACACCAAUUAUCUUCCAUGACAAUUUCAUCCUCUCUGAAGAGAAUGGUAACAUAGUUGAAAAACGAGUCACCGAUUUGACGUUGGAUGAGUUCUUCAGUUAUGGUCCUCAAAGAGAAACAGGCCAGGUGGGAAAAUCUUUGCUAAGAAACUAUGAUGGAACCAUUGUCGGAUGGAACGUUGAGAUCGAUGAUCAUUCUUGUACUCUCGAAGAAGCAUUCCAAAAAGUAAACCCAUGUUUGGGAUUCAACAUCGAGUUGAAAUUCGAUGAUUACGUUGUGUACGAACUUGAGUAUCUCGUUCAUGUUCUUCAAGUUAUCUUAAAGGUGGUACACGAAAACGCUCAAGAAAGACCUGUAAUUUUCUCUAGCUUCCAGCCUGAUGCGGCCUUGCUUAUGAAGAAGCUUCAGGAUAAAUACCCGGUGUACUUCUUGACAAAUGGCGGGACCGAGCUAUUCGAUGACGAGCGUAUGAAUUCAUUAGACGAGGCUAAAAAGCUCGCCAUAUCUGGUGGAUUGGACGGAGUUGUUUCCGAAGCAAAUGGUAUAUUCAGAAACCCUACAGUAGUAAGAGAGAUUAAAGAAUCAAAUCUUUCCCUUCUUACUUAUGGCAAUUUAAACAACGUCCCUGAAGCGGUACACGCGCAAUACCUUAUGGGCGUAGAGGGCGUAAUCGUUGAUUUAGUACAAGAAAUCACAAGUGCAGUUGCGUGUUUAAAAACCGGAGAUGAAGGAGUGGAGGUGACAGAGAACACAGACAAGAUUGAACUGUCGUCUUUGCUCAAUUUGGUGUCACAAGUGAUGCAGCAUUGAAGUUUUGUAUAUUCGAGUCGGGUCGGGUCGGGUCAUUUGUUAGUAUAAUAUAUUACAUUUAUUAUUAUCCAGUGGGGGAAUUGAGUUUGGUUAGGAUGAUAAGUAGUGGAGUUCUGUUUAAUAAUUACUGGAUCUUCAACAGUAGCAGCAUGGAAAGGUGUAAGUUGAUUGAUCAUCAUAGAUUCAUGAUCAUUGAUACGAAUUGUGUUGUAAGAUCAACUUUGUGCCCAAAAAAAGGAAUUCGUAAUAACAACAAUUUAUUAUAAUACUUGGA